This is a messenger RNA of Lotus japonicus, 2276 nucleotides long. RefSeq names its product RNA pseudouridine synthase 6, chloroplastic-like. The coding region runs from base 162 to 1577 and encodes 471 amino acids. The record is from RefSeq and is a predicted model, not a curated record. The transcript has 9 exons. Gene Ontology annotation, biological process: pseudouridine synthesis. Lineage: Eukaryota; Viridiplantae; Streptophyta; Magnoliopsida; Fabales; Fabaceae. Gene Ontology annotation, molecular function: pseudouridine synthase activity; RNA binding.
UGUCAUCUUUAUCUGCUAAACCAACAAUAGGCCCAAGGUUUUGAUUCUAAAGAAAAAACGAGUAAGCCCAUCUCAACCUGAUAACUGUGUCAGAAAAAAAAAAAAACAAACUGAAAGUUGUGAGAACCAGAGAAACAGUUCGGAGUCGAAGAAGAUAGACGAUGGCCUCGGUGGCGGUGGCGUCAAUGUUCUUCGCCGGCGACUGUCGGAGUUUCGCCGUGCCUCCUGUCUCGCGCGCACUUCGCAAUUCGCUCAACAAGCACGCGUUCAGUUGGCGCUGUCGGAGCUCACACGGUAGUAACCCUGCAAUCACCGGAGAAUCUGUAACCUCCACAAUUGACGACGCCGGAAACUUACCUUCCGCCUCUUCCUCCUCCAAUAGCUACCCGAAGUAUGAUCGAUUGCUUCCAUGUCCACUGCACAAAUCUCCACCAAGAAUCGAACACUUGGUUGUUUCAGAAGGAGGACCUGUAUUGGAGUAUAUUUGCAAGUCACUGGAUCUUCCUCCUCUUUUUGUUGCAGAUUUGAUACAAUUUGGAGCUGUAUACUAUGCUCUUGUUCCCCCUCAACCUCCUCCUAGUGCUACUCCAGAGCAAAUGAGGAUAUUCAAACAAGUAACUGAGCCUUCUGUUUUACAAAAAAGAACUUCCAUCAAGGGAAAAACUGUACAAGCGGCUCAGAAAACGUUCCGUAUAACUCACGGCGAUCAAUUUGUUGAACCAGGAACUUAUUUGCGAGUGCAUGUUCAUCCAAAACGAUUUCCCAGGUGCUAUGAGAUUGAUUGGAGAUCAAGGGUCAUAGCUGUGGCGGAAUCGUAUGUAGUUUUGGAUAAACCUGCUGGUACUUCAGUAGGUGAAACUAGGGGCAACAUUGAAGAAAGUUGUGUAACCUUUGCAACUCGUGCUUUAGGAUUAACAACUCCUUUAUUGACUACCCAUCAGAUUGAUAAUUGCACUGAAGGCUGUGUGGUAUUGGCCAGGACUAAAGAGUAUUGCUCUGUGUUUCAUGGCAAAAUCAGGGAGAAAAAAGUGAAGAAACUCUAUCUUGCUCUUGCAGCUUCUCCUUUACCAACCGGAAUCAUUACCCACUAUAUGCGCCCUGUUAACACAGCUCCCCGACUUAUUUCUGAAGAUUUUAUCAAGGGAUGGCAUCGUUGUCAACUUGAGGUCUUGGAAUGCCGAAAAGUUCCCUGGCCAACUACUGUUAUUCAAGACAAAUAUUGUGUUGAAGACUGUGGGUGGCCUUCUCAAGAUCAUGCGUAUGAGUGUAUAAUAAACCUUCUUACUGGUAAAACUCAUCAGAUUCGUGCUCAAUUUUCUGCCUGUAAGGCACCGUUAAUUGGUGAUUCUAUGUAUAUGCCAGCUGCAAUGGCGGAGAUUUCUAAUCCUGGACUUAAUCCAUUUGGAAAAUACAAGAAAGAUUUCAGUAUUGAGAGUGAAGAAGAAAUAGCUGUUAUAAAUUGGAUUGCGCAGCAUGGAAAAGAGCCGAGUGUUGUAAUUGGCCUUCAAGCCUGUCAAAUUUCAUGGGAUGACAAAGAACACUUUUACCAAGCUGGGUCGCCUUGGUGGAGGUGUUAAAAUGCUGGAAAUCAUGAAAUGUAUAGCGUUGAGGAUAGGGAUGAACUAUGAAGUUGAUUUUAAUUUUGCCUCAGCUUUGUGUGAGUAUACUAAUCUUUCAAGUUGAAAACAUGCAAAUUCAGGAUUACAACUGAUUUUGAAAGCCUGCAAAAUAGUGUUUUUACAUGCAGAUACAGAUAUUCAAAGGAGGAAGUGUGAUAAUGGAUCUUUAUAUGCUGUUUCACAUUCUGAAGGAAGGAUACAGAUUUCCUCAAGGUUGUAGAGGAAGACUGUGAGGGUGUCGCUGGUUUGGAAAGAGGAAACCCAAUUAAAAAGGCUACAAAAAGGAGCUUCAUCUGGUGAACCUUGUACUACCAUCCAACUUCUCUAUCAGAAUCAACUCCGAACAGGUAGACUAGAGGAUAGCCUAUUUCGGGAUUACGAUGUCUUUUUGAAAAGGAUAUAUUUUUCUUGUGGUUGAAGAAGAAGGAAAGUCACAAGUUUUUAGAAAUAUAGCUGAUUAGGCUGCGGUAUUAAUGCCACAUGCUCUUGUCAAAUUGAGCCCUGGCUUUUCCUGUUCUCUGUAGCUAUGGCGUUUCGGCAAAGAAGCUUUUUGUUUAUGCUUGGCAGUCAGUUGCUUGUAGUUUGUGUAUACUACUUCAGUAUUUCCUGUAUUGUCUUUCCUAGACAUUUAGCUUCAAUUUUAUUCUGUUCCUAUUA